CGGCCGAGCAACCGUCUGCAUCGCGCGCAGCUCUCGAAGCGAUUUCGCAACCCAAGCACCGCAUCCCUCCAAAGGAUACUAUAGUAUACCACUUUCCACAGGCGCCGCCAAGUCGCAUUCCGCAUCCCGCAUCCCGAAAGGAUUUCCAUAAACAUUCCAAAGAAGCAAUGUCAGCGGUGCCGAUUAAAGCCCUCCUGGCUGGUGUUUUUCUGCUGGCCAAUGCCUGGCACAUCACAGCUGGAAAUGAGCAGCAUCAAAAGCACCACUUGCAGUGUUGGCACUGCAGCUCGGACACCAUUGGGGCGGAGGACUUUUGCGAUGUGACCUUCCAGGAGGACAACAUACCCACUGACCUCAUCAAGGAGCGGAACAUCAAUCUGCUGAGGAGCUGCAACAGCACCAUUAAUUCCGAUCACGAACGCGCCGUUUGCCGCAAAACCGUGGAGGAGAACAAUGGCAAGCUGGUCACCAAGCGGUUCUGCUACUACACCAACAAGUCGGAUCCCGUGGAGCUGUGCAACAUCACCAGUCCGGAGAAGAAUGUGCGGCGAGUGUUCUGCGAGGACUGCCUCACCGAUCGCUGCAAUGGAGCCUCCGUGCUGGAGAUCUUGAUUUUACUGCCCAUCGUGGCCCUAAUCCAACAGUUGGCCAUCUAAGCGGAGCAUCUCUGUAUUGUAUUUUAGUUGGAACGUGAUAUUUUGCCUGGCCUCACGGGCCGAGGCUGUUGCUGGUUAACGUUUACGUUUAGCUCGGUUUUAAUUAGUUGUGGGGACCCUAGCUCCCCGUCUCAUUAGCUUACAUUCAGAUUGAAGUUUAAGGUUCGACUAUAAGUUUAUGAUUUGCCUGGCCGAGUGCCAAUGAUUGCCAAGCUCAAAGCCCGGAAAAUUUCAAAAACAAAUCCAAUCGAAACUAUAAAUACAUAAAUCAAUACCAACACAAAUCUAAUUGUCACUAUACCUAAAUACAUAAAACAAUAUUAGAGUUUAAACCCCCAAGCACAGUAAAUACUCACUAAUAGUCUAUGUACAACAUGAUAUUUUAAUGUAAAGAACACAAGCCUUCACCUAUGUAUUUGUCACAGAUGCUAGACAAACGAAAAGAAAACUCAAUUCAAAUCAAGGUAUUAAAGCCCUUGAUUACACAAAACACACCGAAUAAAGUUCACAAAAC
Molecule: messenger RNA, 1170 nt
Organism: Drosophila elegans
Lineage: Eukaryota; Metazoa; Arthropoda; Insecta; Diptera; Drosophilidae
Gene: twit
Exons: 3
Coding region: 168-656 (162 amino acids)
Source: RefSeq, a predicted model, not a curated record